UUUAUGUUUAAUUCAAACCUUAUAAUGGAGCAAGGAGAAAUAACUCCAGAAAGUGAAUACAGUAUAGAAUGCUUCCAAAACUACACUGCCCCAGAAGUUUUCAUACAAGGCUUGGCUGGUCUUGUAAACCAGGGUGAUGUUGAAUCAAUGAUCAGAGCUCAGAAGCAAAUGCUUCAACGGUUUGAGAAAACUAAUGAAAUGCUUAUCAAUUGCAAUUCAUUAAGUGCCGGAAGGUUACGAAGUGCUGGGGCUGAAUUUAAAAAGUACACGCAACAAUUAGUUGAUAUGAAAAAGGAUUUAGAUUACAUAUUUAAAAAAAUCCGUGUUAUUAAAACUAAAUUAAGCAAUCAGUAUCCAGAAGCUUUCAAAGAAGCUCAGAAACGUUUAACAGAUGGAAUAUUAGAAGAAGAUGAAAUUGCUUGUGAGGCCCAACCAUCUACACCAGAAGUUAAACAUAGAAUAGGUACAAAAGAAUGCAGUAAAUCUGAAAAUAAUUUAGCAACUACCGAUAAAAAGGAAAUGUGUAGUAAAAGUGAGAGCAAAGCUAAACCAGAGCACAAGAAAGAUGAUGAAAAUUUACAUAAAUUAUCUCUCAAAAAUUCAAAAGAUAAUAUGAACUAUAAAAGAAGAUCUCUAGUAGCCUCAAACAGUACAAGUACCAGCAGUUCAACAGAUCAUUCUUCUACUCACUCCAAUGAAUCAUCGGACUGUAGUACAGAUACAGGAUGA
Ctenocephalides felis (cat flea) is the source of this 729-nucleotide messenger RNA. RefSeq names its product kxDL motif-containing protein CG10681-like. Gene Ontology annotation, cellular component: BORC complex. The record is from RefSeq and is a predicted model, not a curated record. Lineage: Eukaryota; Metazoa; Arthropoda; Insecta; Siphonaptera; Pulicidae. The transcript has 3 exons. Gene Ontology annotation, biological process: lysosome localization. Bases 4 to 729 code for a protein of 241 amino acids.